Messenger RNA from Didymodactylos carnosus, 636 nucleotides. The record is from the annotation of a GenBank genome assembly. NCBI's taxonomy places the organism in Eukaryota, Metazoa, Rotifera, Eurotatoria, Philodinida, Philodinidae.
AUGCUCGUCAGUCUGAUCAACUCCCUCGAAAUAACAACUCCUCUCCAUCUCCUAGCUCAUGAUGUCAGUGUUUCAAUCGGUCAAGAACUACUUGCUCGUCUUGUUCACAAAGAUCAACCCUUUCUCCCAAUUACGUCCAUCGUCUUUCUCAAUGGUGGUGUAUUUCCUUCACAACACAGAGCUCUCUUCGUCCAAAAAGUGCUUCUCAAUCCAUUUUUCGGUCGUCUUCUUCCAGCAAUUCUUCCUGUGAAAUUCUCUUAUCACAACAGUCUAAAUAAAGUAUUUGGCUCAAAGAAAUUAGAUGAAAAAGAACUGUAUCUCUAUGCCAGCCUCUUCUAUCAUCAAGCACCCAUUGGUCAUAUCCAUCAGUUACAAAAGUAUAUUCUUGAAAGACGACAGAAUGCAGAGAGAUGGGAAAAGAGUUUAAGUGAAGCAGCAGCAGUCCCAAUUUGUUUGAUUAAUGGUCCAGCUGAUCCAGUGAGUGGACGACAUCUGGCAGAAUACUUUAAGAAAGUAGUGAAUAAUCCUGAUGUGAUUCUGUUAGCUGAUGAUGUUGGACAUUAUCCAAAUUUGGAAGCACCUGAGGAGGUGUUGAAAUAUUUUGAUAAAUUUCAUAGAAAGAUUGGAACGUAUUGA